ACGAACGCCGUCUGGAGGAAAUCAAACGAUAAAAGAGCUCAGUGAUCAGCUUCAGAGAAGGAUCGUGUGUGAAAAUUCACUAACUAACGACGAGAUCUAUGAAGUAAACACGCCGCUAGUUCUGCAGCUGUUAGCGAUUAGCUUCACCGCAGCGCCAAGAAUAAAGGCGGGAAAUCAGAUAUGAUUUCUUAAAGCAAACAUCAUCUCUUUCACUUUGGAUAGAGUAUAUUUCAAACAUGUGAUCAUCUUUACCUCUUCCGCGCUAGGGUCGUCGUCCAUGUUUCGCUGUCCUUGUUGUCGCUCGAAGCCUCGGCGGUUGUCAUGGAAAUGACGCACACGUCACGACGCAGAGACGACGUAAAUCACGCGCGUGCGCUGCUGAAAAGAUGUCUAGUGAAUCCAAUGUCUUUGUGCUUUUUUAUUCCAAUUUCCAAAUAAUAUAUUCGAACAACUACGUUGCCUUUCUUUCCUACUAAACUCCUCUGUCUUUCCUGCUAGUUACCUGACGUUGAUCAGCAAUGUUUUUUUCUUAGACGAUGUGUUUUGUCCAUAGUUUCUCCCUCCACACAGUUCUUCUUUGGAAUAAUGCUGAUAUAACUCUUAGAAAUAAGUCUCUAACUUUUAAUUGUAUUCAUUGUUCUGUUUGUGGUUAAUAGUGUGAGUCGCCCUCUAGUGUCGCGGACGCGCUACAGCAGCAGCACAGAGCGCGCGCGUCACAAUACGAGUUUACACAGACUAAUGCAGUUUACACCCGUUAGAGCCACAGAAGGACGUGUUAUUCAUGAAUGAGUCUCACGCUCUGAUAUUGAACAUUUCGAUCAGUGUGUGUGAUCAGUGUGUUUGAGCGAGAGACAGCAGCAGCAUCAUCAUCAUCAUCAUCAGCGGAGGACAAAGACGCAGAAAUGGGUCACAGCAGCGAAUGAUGAUCUCAGGGUCUCUCUUCUGCUCUGUGCUCCUCAAACAUCACGUCAUGUUCCUCAGCUGUGUUCUUCUGCUGUGUCUCCUGCUGCACGUCUGCGGUGGGACGCUGGACCCCGACAGAGAGAUGUGUUACUCUCGACAGCAUCGGGACGCUGCUGUAAACACACAUGUGUCUCUGGGUCAGAGGGGAACCGUCAUGGAGGCCCGAGCCAUGCCUUCAGAGAAAGACUGCAUCCUCACCUGCUGCUCGGAGGACGUGGCUCCAGGGCUGAAGUGUAAUCUGGUGGUGUAUAAACCGGCGGAGCGGCCCGGAGAUCUCAACUGUGAGCUCUUCCACUGUCCGAGCGAGAGAGACUGUCCUCUGAUGACCGCCGGCCCCGGAGUCAACACCUACAACAUCUUCAAGGGUUUAACUCAUCCAACAACUAAAGGAAGUGAAAGAAUUACAGCCAAACCUGCAGCGCCUCAGCUGACCACACCCAAAACUACACCUAUAACUACAACUACACCCAAGACUACACCUAUAACUACAACUACACCCAAAACUACAACUACACCCAAAACUACACCCAUAACUACAACUACACCCAUAACUACAACUACACCCAAGACUACACCCAAAACUGCACCUAUAACUACAACUACACCCAAGACUACACCCAAAACUACACCUAUAACUACAACUACACCCAAGACUACACCCACUACUUCGAUUACACCCAUAACUACACCCAAGAGUACACCCACGACUACACCAAUAACUACAACUACGCCCACAACUACACCCACAACUACAACUACACCCAAGACUACACCCAUGACUACACCCAUAACUACAACUACGCCCACGACUACACCAAUAACUACACCCAUAGCUACAACUACACCCAAGACUACACCCAUAACUACAACUACACCCACGACUACACCAAUAACUACAACUACACCCACGUCUACACCCAUAACUACAACUACACCCAUGACUACACCCACAACUACACCAAUAACUACAACUACACCCAUAACUACACCCACGACUACACUCAUAACUACAACUACACCCAAGACUACACCCACAACACCUGCGUCUACACCCACAACUACACAGACGACUCCAGCACCACCACCACCAACCAGUACCACAUCCAACAGUGAAGCCACUGAAGCAGCACUGACUGAGUCAGAAUCAGCAGAGAUGCUGGUACCUGUCGCUAUGACGACCGCAUCCACUACCACGGCAACUAGCACCACACAAUCCUCCUCCACUAAAAGCAGCAGCACUAAAGCGCCACGGACCGCCAUCAAAUCCAACCGUCCCAAGAAACCCAGCAAACCCUCGAGACCAGAAACGCAUUCAGUGAAGCCCGUCAGAUACACAACGAUCCCGACGAGCAGCACACCUGCAACUACAACAACUACAACCACCACCACCACCACCACAGAACCUACAACCACCACCACCACCACAGAACCUACAACCACCACCACCACCACCACAGAACCUACAACCACCACCACCACCACAGAACCUACAACCACCACCACUACAACCACAACUACAAGCACAGCAGCCGUGAUCGAGCUGGAGAGCGACCCGAAGCGCCGAGGUUUCUCUCGAGAUCCUCUUCCAGAGAAGCCCAAGGUGUCUCGAGUGAUGUGGAAGAACAGCCUGGUGGCCAUCGUGGUGAUCACACUCAUCUUCCUCACACUCAUCCUCUCUCUGGCGGCCCGUAAAGCCAUGGAGUCCUUCGACAGACGCCACUACACCCGACUGGAGCUCAACGACCUGCACUACGAGGUUUAACACCACCGACACCACAAUCAAAGGAGACAUGUGUUUCCUGGUAACUCACUGGGAGAGAGCUUUGUGUUUUAAUAUUUAGGCUGUGUAGACACUGCACACUGUUGACGCUUCAUCUGUGAAUCGAGACUGAAGGAGAGAAAUCAAAAGCAAUACACUGAACUCAGGUGGAGUGAGAUGGUGAGCAUCACUCCUUCAAGAUGUUUCUUUGGCUCAAGUUUUGUUUUCUCUGGAGAAACACGGGUAAGAACGGCCUCAGCUGAGUUAUAUUACGUGUUUUCUGGAUCCAGAGCACACAUCUCCUUCACUAAUGGAUCGUGAGCUUUAUUUCAGCGAGAUCCUCACAUGUGUUUCACGUUUUCACUGUAACUGAACGAGCGGCGCGGUGUGAAUGUGCUUUUUUGGAUGAUUGUCUGCUUUAAUGAUCACCGAACAACAGCAUGAGAUUGAGAAAUCUGUCCGGUUCAUUCAGUUUGUUUUGAUCUUAUUCUGCUUCAGUAUUUUCUAAUCUGUUAUGAUAUGUUUGUUGUUGGUAUAUUUUUGGUGAGCCUAGGCUUUUACAGACACCUUGAGAUUAAUGUGAUUAUUUCUCUUGCAAGAAAUAAAAAUGAGUCUUUUUCAGUCUUUAAAAGAUUUGUUAUUAUACUCUGAUUUUGAAACGUGUGUGGUUCAAGUGGUUCAUUUUUAUGAGUUAUGCAAAUACACAAGA
Messenger RNA from Carassius gibelio (silver crucian carp), 3431 nucleotides. RefSeq names its product mucin-2. The transcript has 4 exons. NCBI's taxonomy places the organism in Eukaryota, Metazoa, Chordata, Actinopteri, Cypriniformes, Cyprinidae. Bases 920 to 2725 code for a protein of 601 amino acids. The record is from RefSeq and is a predicted model, not a curated record.